Molecule: messenger RNA, 891 nt
Organism: Colletotrichum gloeosporioides
Lineage: Eukaryota; Fungi; Ascomycota; Sordariomycetes; Glomerellales; Glomerellaceae
Product: Golgi SNAP receptor complex member 1
Exons: 2
Coding region: 1-891 (296 amino acids)
Biological process (GO): endoplasmic reticulum to Golgi vesicle-mediated transport; vesicle fusion
Cellular component (GO): Golgi medial cisterna; cis-Golgi network; SNARE complex
Molecular function (GO): SNAP receptor activity
Source: RefSeq, a predicted model, not a curated record
AUGCAUCUGGUCCCUGCCGACAGCGUCCCAGACGCGCGGACAUGGCUGAGCCCAUCUGAAGACGACUUCUCGAACACAGGCAGCGAAGCGGACGAGCGUACACCCACCACCGCAUACAACAUCGCAGCGCCAUGGCUGCGGCUUCUGGAAACACGGGCUGGGCCCAGCUACGGCAACAAGCGCGAAGUCUCGAGACGCAGGUAUGAACUUCCACUGCUCGCAGCAAGCAUCCUCUCUCCGCCGGGUUUCCCUGACAUCCGAGUCGCCGCGCAGACAGAGACCUUGUUCCACACAUACUCCCAGUUCUCGACAGUAUCAGAUAUACCAGCAAAACCGACAGAAGAUGAAAGGACAACAGAAGCAAAGCUCCAGGAUCUCCUCGAGAGACGCGAGAGCGUCAUCUCCCAACUAGCCCGCCUCCUCGACUCCGAAGCGACCCUCACAUCUUCCGCCUUGAAGCAGAACAACCUUGCCCUCCUCCGCGAGAAGCUUGCCGAACACAAGCGCGACCUUGUGCGCAUCCGCAACACAAUCGCCCAGGCCCGCGACCGCGCCCACCUUCUCUCCAAUGUCCGCUCCGACAUUGACGAGUACCGAGCCAACAACCCCGAAGCCGCUGAGGCCGAAUAUAUGCUCGCCGAGCGCAACCGCAUCGAUAACAGUCACAACAUGGCCGACAGCGUCCUCUCUCAGGCUUACGCCGUGCAGGACAACUUCAACAUCCAGCGCGAGACGCUCGCUAGCAUCAACCGUCGCAUCACCAUGGCCGCCAGCCAGGUCCCAGGGCUAAACAGCCUCAUCGGCCGAAUUUCCGCGAAGAAACGCCGGGACGGCAUAAUCAUGGGCGUCUUCAUCGCCUUCUGCUUCCUCGUCUUCUGGUGGUUCCUAUAA